Messenger RNA from Fonsecaea erecta, 813 nucleotides. RefSeq lists its product as hypothetical. The transcript is spliced from 2 exons. Bases 1 to 813 code for a protein of 270 amino acids. Lineage: Eukaryota; Fungi; Ascomycota; Eurotiomycetes; Chaetothyriales; Herpotrichiellaceae. The record is from RefSeq and is a predicted model, not a curated record.
AUGAUUUCCAGCAUCCCAGCGCCUCUUGCCGGCCGCGUGGCCAUCGUCACCGGAGGGUCUCGAGGCAUUGGAGCAGCCAUAGCAAUCGACUUUGCACGCAGAGGCUGUUCCCACGUCGCAAUCACCUAUCUAGGUAACAUCGACGCAGCGAAGAAGGUGCUCUCGACCAUCGAAGAGAUUUCAUCCGACAUCAAAACAGCACUGAUUAGAGCCGACGUCACCUCGGAAACCUUUGGCCCGGAUGUCAUCAAAGAAACCCUCAGAUCUCUUGCCGUGGACCACAUCGACAUUGUUGUGUCCAAUGCAGCCUUGUCGGACAUGAAUACCCUGCAGAAUAUGGAGACGCAUACCAAGGAGGCUUUCGAUCGAUUCAUGACCGCCAACAUCUGGAGUCCAUUUCAGCUAUCGCUCGCUGCCAUUCCGCAUAUGCCGCGAGGAGGAAGGAUCAUCUCCAUCUCCAGCGUCGCCAGUAGGCGCCCAAAUUCCGACCCUUUGGUAAUCCUAGGCGCGACGAAGGCAGCAUCGGAUGCAAUCACGAGGGCCCUUGCAGCGAAAUAUCCCCGUGGCACAGGGAUCACCAUCAACAGCGUCGCCGUAGGCCCCACAAACACAGAUGCUUUGCGUAUGGGCAUGGCUGGACUGCCCAAAGAAUGGACGGAAGCGCUGUACGCAAGGGCAACUGCGGAAAGACGCAUCGCUGAGGUAGAUGAUGUGACUGGUGUCGUGAGCUGGUUGGCAGGACCGGACAGCAAAUGGGUGAAUGGCAACUUCGUGCCUUGCAGUGGAGGUAGUAUGCUGGAGUUACAAGGUUGA